AUGGGAAAAAAGGUAAAGGGAAAUACUUCAGCCUCAAAAGUUAAUUAAGACUCUAAUGAAAAAGACCUUCAUUCAAAGAUGCUUGAUUAGAUAGGUCUAAGUGUUUCAGAUAGUAAAAAUAUAGCCAAAGAUUCGAAUAAGAAAUCCAAACAUUCUAAUAAAAAAGCAGAAAGAUAACAAGAAAAUGUAGUUGACUUUGACUAGGAAUUUAUGGAUGAUGAUGAAGGUGGAGACUAAUAGUUAACAUUGGGUGAUAUAUUCUAAUCAAUAGGAGUAAGUAAACUAAGUGAAAAAGAACAAAAGUCCAAGAAUAAUGAUACUAUCAAUGCAAGUAAGUUAUAAAAGUAAAUAAAGGAGCUGAGAAAGGAUGCUGAAAAGAACCCAGCUAUCUCUUAACCUUUAACAGGAAGGAAGAGGCUUCAAAUAGAAAGAGAGUAGAAUUAUAAGCAAGUGUAAAAACAUAUGAAAAAGUGGAUUCCUUAAGUUAAGGAAAAUAGAGAGGCAGACUAUGUUGACUUUACUACAACUGAUGUUAUUGGAGAGGGUGGCGGAGUUAAGCUUAAUUCCUUAAAUUAAAUAGCGUCAAAUUUAAAAGCUUCUUAAGCCACAAGCAAGUUAGAGCAGUAAAUAUAGCAAGAACUUUCAAGACAAGGUCUUCAAUCUGAGAAUGACAUCAAGAGAAAGGAAUAGGAAUCCUUGAAGAAUGUUCUAAGCUCAGACCAAUUAGAAUAGAGAUAUUAGCAAAUAGCUUAGAUGAAAAGUCUCUUAUUCAGGUAAGAAAUGAAAAAUCGAAGAAUCUCAAAGAUUAAGUCAAAGCUAUAUCAUAAGAUUAAGAAGAGAGAGAAGGAUAGAGAGGAGAAAAAGCUCAUAGAUUAUUUGGAAUAGAUUGAUCCAUAGGCUGCUUAGGUUUAUAGAGAGAAGGAAGAACAGAAAAAGGUCGAGGAAAGGCUGAAGUAAAGGCAUGCCAGUAACAAUAAGUUUGCUAAGAAGCUUAAGAGAUUUGGUAUGAUGGAAAAUGAGAAUAUAAGAGAAACUUAUAAUGAGAUGAUGAGAGAGAAAAAUACUUUGAAGCAGAGAACUAAAAAGGUUAAUCCGUUUGUAGAGGAUGAUGAUAGUGAUAUAUCAGAUGACGAUUCGGGUUCUGAAGAAGAGGAUGAUAUCAAUGCUAUUAGGAAGAAAGCCUUAAAAGCAAUUUAAAAUGAAAUUGAUGAUGAUGCUUCUGAUGAUGACGAAGAAAAUGAUUAGAGUGGUGAUGAUGAUGAAGAAGAAGAUGAAUCUGAAGAUGAGGAUUCUGACGAAAUUGAUCUCAACUUUGAUGAUUAGAAAAAGUCUCAAUAAAAGUAGAAAAAAGAGACCGAGAAAGGUAUUUUGGGGUUGAAGUUUAUGUAAAGAGGAGAGGAGAGACUUAAAGAGUAAACUAAAGAGCAAGCAAAGAUGCUCAUGCAAUAGAUCAAAGAAGAUCAGGAGAUAUUAGGAUUGAGUGAUGAGGAUAAUAAUAAAAAUAACGCCUUUGUCAAAGCUUCUAAUAAGUUUGGUCAAAGUAAACUUGAAAUAAAGUAACUAGAAACACAUAAUAUAACAGAUGACUAGCUUAAGAAGGCUGCAGUGAAACUUGCUGGUUCAAAGUUGAAUAUUGAUAAUGAAACUUAGAAUGCUAAAAACUCAUCUAAAAAUAAUGAUGACAAAAAGAAAAAGGAUAAAAAACAACUUGAAGUUACCUUUGAUGUCAAGGAAGACUUGAAAAAUUUCAAGCCAGAUAAUAAAAAGGUUAUUUCUAUUUCAAAGGAUGACUAGGUCUUAAGAAAUCUAUUUAUUGCUCCACAAGAUGAAGAGUAGGCAAUGGAGGAAUUCGAAAAAGAAAAAGAUGAGCAGAUUGAGGAUGAACUUGGAAAUAAGGUUAAGGCACCGAUUGUUCAAAGAGGUUGGAAUGAAUGGGCUGGGGAUGGUGUUAAUGAAUCUAAUCACGAGAAAAGACAAGCUAGAGUCACUGAAAUAAAGAAGAAGAAGAUAGAGGAACUUAAGAAAUAGAGGGCAGAUAGCAAACUUAAAGGAGUAGUAUUGAAUGUAGAGGAAAGAGAUAAGAAAUUCGCCUAGAAAUAUCUUGUCAAAGAGCUACCUCAUCCAUACAAAAAUGUUAAACAGUUUGAAGCACUCAUGAAUGUACCAAUUGGAAAAGAUUGGAAUACUCUUUAGAGUCAUAAGAGAUUAAUUCAACCAGAUGUUCUAACCAAAGCUGGUACUAUCAUUAAACCCCUCAAAUACAAGAAAGAUUUACCAAUUAGAAUGGAAACUAUUGAGGCUUUAGUAGAGCAUAGACAUGGCAAAAGAGAGAAAAGACCAGCAGCUAAGUUUUGA
This is a messenger RNA of Stylonychia lemnae, 2355 nucleotides long. The record is from the annotation of a GenBank genome assembly. Lineage: Eukaryota; Ciliophora; Spirotrichea; Sporadotrichida; Oxytrichidae.